AUGCUUACACCGGAAAAUAACUCUGAAAAUAAACCCGAUUUGAUGAAAGGUGGUAGCCGACACCUUUCAAAACGUGCGGAUGGCACGCUUUGUAUGGUGGUCGUUGACCCUGCCACCCGGAAGCUUUUGAUUCCCUGCAAUUUCAUCUACGCCACCCGGGCCCAGCAUCGCGCGACAAUUCCAAGCCUUUGCCAACUGUUUCUUCAUGGCCGGUGUCGCCAAGGCACCCAGUGCCACCAGGUUCAUGCAAGCCUGGAUGCGGUUGUGGCACUGCGAAGUCGAGUGGGAAAACUUCCGUGCUGCUGUGUAUUUCAUGGUGAUGAAGACAUUGCUGACGUGCUGAAUGAGCGUUCUUGGCUUUCGAAGGUGGUGCUUUACGUUCCUGAGGUCAGUUUUGAAGGUGGCUACAUCCCGCUGAGCCGCGUCAGUUACACCGUGGCUCUGCAAAGGAUACUGAAGGAGAAACCGGAUCGUGCGAUUUACGAACUUCGUGAAGAAAGUACCUGCGGCGAAAAUGAUGUGCGACCCGGAAAUUCACGAUUGAUUAUAGACGCCAGCGAUCAAUCCCUAUGCCGUUUACAUAUUUUUGAUCGGUGCCGAUAUGCGGAAGAAUGCAGAUUUUUGCACUUGUGCAAAGAAGUAACGAGUUCUUCCUACACCUCGCAGGGCCAUGGGGACGCCAAUUUCAAUUCCAGAGGCCAUCACAACACGUCGGUCUUUACUGCCAUUUCACUUCAGCAGCAACUUCGAGGGUAUCCUAUUCAUUGCUCCAAAAAUGAACCGAUGGUGGGCGACGAACACUCUCUGCCGUUGCCAUUGGCCCCUAACAACUCAUGGAGAUCAUCUGCCGAUUCAUCCUGGUCCGUACAUUGCCAAUCCAAGGUGCCUGGUACAAAAGAAAUGGGGAGAACAAGAACAGCGAUGAUGGCCCAAUCUCGCAUGCAAUCAAUUUCCGCCCCGAAGACACCGGAAGGAAGCUUCUCUGCAGCAGCUGCGGAAGGUAGCUUGCAGGGUUUGUCGUACUCGGAGACAAAUUAUAACAUGAACUCGUCAUCUUCGGAUCCGGGGUUAUUGUUUUCAGUACCAUCUCCUAAAGCAUGUGUGCGUCGGGUACCGCCCAGUAUUAAAAUUUCGCUGAGUUUGUGUGAAAGCGAUGCUGACAUGGACAAUGACCGCCCAGCUGGGGACGAUCUUCCUUUAUCGUCGUCCCCAGAAGUCAGUUCGAGGCAUCCUGUGGCUUCUAGAGGAGGUGUUUUGAGACGCCACUGGCAGCACAACCCUUACAGCAGCACGCCGUUUAUUUGGUUUGAGAGUGGAGCCGUUUAG
This is a messenger RNA of Trypanosoma cruzi, 1326 nucleotides long. RefSeq lists its product as uncharacterized. The coding region runs from base 1 to 1326 and encodes 441 amino acids. Gene Ontology annotation, molecular function: metal ion binding. The transcript has a single exon. Lineage: Eukaryota; Euglenozoa; Kinetoplastea; Trypanosomatida; Trypanosomatidae. The record is from RefSeq and is a predicted model, not a curated record.